Molecule: messenger RNA, 1053 nt
Organism: Chelonus insularis
Lineage: Eukaryota; Metazoa; Arthropoda; Insecta; Hymenoptera; Braconidae
Product: immunoglobulin domain-containing protein oig-4-like
Exons: 4
Coding region: 141-632 (163 amino acids)
Source: RefSeq, a predicted model, not a curated record
CGUGUAUGGGUCCAUUCAUGUUUUGGGCUUGAAGACAAUAGCCGUGAAUCAGUUUCAUAUCAUUUUAUUCAUACAAAAGCAACUCUAUUAUUAUUAGUCAAGUGAUUUGAUCAAUUCGCGCUAUUUCUUGACCGAGUCCAAUGAAGUACUGGCAGCUUGGGGCAAUCUUUCUAUUGCUGAUGCUUCAUACCACGGUGGAAGGUGCGAAAGCUGGAAGUAGAGGUGCUCGAGGUAGAGGAAGGGGUCGUCUUUAUGGUUCAAGAAUGCCUAUUCUUAUUCCAAAUCGAAAUCCUACUAGUGCAGGAUACUACGAGAAUAAGGAUGGAGCAAAAAUAGUGAAAGCAUCUCAUUUUGAAUUGGACUACAUGUUGGGAAGGAAAAUAACAUUUUUUUGUAUGGCACGUGGAUACCCUAGACCAGAAAUAACUUGGUUUAAAGACGAAAUUGAAUUGUAUGAUCACCGAUUUUUUCAAGUGCAUGAAUGGCCAGUUGGAAAUGACACAAUAAAAUCAAAAAUGGAGAUAGAUCCUGCAACGCAAAAAGAUGCAGGUUUUUAUGAAUGUCAAGCUGACAAUCAAUAUGCUGUAGAUCGUCGAGGCUUCAGGACAGACUAUGUUAUGAUCUCAUAUUGACAUGAUAUAUUAAUAAUUAAGUUCCAACUGUUAAUACACUCAUAUGUACCUAUGUUGAUUAAUGUAAUUUUUUAAAAAUGCUUUUUCGAUGUUGGCAUCUUAGUAAUAUUAUAUUUUAUACAGUUAACAAUAAUUCAAUUGAUUGUGACCCUCGCUCUAUUUAUUACAAUGAUUUACGGUAAUUUAACAAUAAGCCUCGGACUCAUUGUCGUUUUAUGAAUAUUUAAAAAUCUGCAAUUUUGCACUUGAGCAUCUUUAGAUCCCCCUCUUGGAUCAUUGGAUAGCUCAAUAAUUAUGACAACCCAUCCUAAUGUGUAUUAUAUCUCCAUGUAAUGUAAAUCAUAAUCUUAUAAAUCAUUUUUUAACAAACAUCCCAAUUCUUUUUUUGCUAGUUUUUAUUCUUAAAUUUUGUUUGAUAUCA